Molecule: messenger RNA, 5439 nt
Organism: Coregonus clupeaformis (lake whitefish)
Lineage: Eukaryota; Metazoa; Chordata; Actinopteri; Salmoniformes; Salmonidae
Product: rho guanine nucleotide exchange factor 37
Exons: 14
Coding region: 316-2598 (760 amino acids)
Cellular component (GO): cytoplasm
Molecular function (GO): guanyl-nucleotide exchange factor activity; protein binding
Source: RefSeq, a predicted model, not a curated record
AGCAAUAGCCACCGUCGUAGUACAGAUGAAGACUUACCUGGAAUGUGAAGCCAACUAGCUUUAUAAAAGCCUGAGUAGAUCUAGUUUGCUUCUAGUAUACCACUCAGGUUCAAAGACGAACAAUAAGUGUUAAGGUGAGCGUGGGUUUUGUGACAUCCACACUUUCCUGUGGAUACCCUAUCUCCACCUUCUACUGCCAAAAGAUCCAAGAGCAUGUAGAACCGGUAAAGCACUCGACUGCAGCAACAGCAGCACAAUCCUCUGGCCCAGCGAGCCCUGCUGCGUCUGAUCCCAGGCCUCUUCUCAAGCCCCAGCAUGGAAAGCCCAGUGAGGGCUGAGCCAGCUACCCCAUCCCUGGCUCCCCCAGCUCCCCGAAACCAUACUCCUUCUCUAAGUCCCAGAGCUGAGGCCAAAGAGGAGAGGUUGGAGGAGAGCGAGGGAACAGCGGAUGAGGGUGAGGCAGUGGACACAGAGGAGGACCCUAUAUAUUUCUCGCUGUUAUCAAAGAUGUCAGUCUUUGUGGAGGAGCCAGCAGAGGAUGCAUCAGAGAAGGCUGCGGCUGAGGAGGCUGCAGCCAAGGAGAGGGCUGAGAGAGAGGCUCAGAGGCAGCUCCUGGCCACAGAGGAGCUGGUCUACACAGAGAGGAACUACCUGAGACUCCUCCAGGUCUGCACCUGCACCAUCAGGAGCAACCUGCAGAAACUACAGCCUCAGCUGCCUAACCUGGACAGCAUGUUCCUGUACAUCGAGGAGGUGAUUGACGUGUCGGGACGCCUCCUCAGCCUCCUGGACCAGAAGCAGGUCACGCCCCAUGAUCCUCUCUUCCUGGAGACCCUGUGUGUUGCCUUCCUCAGUCUAUCAACAGACAUAGAGUCGGCGUACAAGGAGUACCUGGCCAACUACAGCAAUGUCACAGAGUUAGAGAACAGCUACAAGCAGAAAGAACCCCUGUGGACUGAGAUGGUGAAAGUCAUCAAGUCCUCAGCGCCAGAGGUGAAUGCUACCUCUCUGAGCUUCUUUCUGGUGAUGCCAGUCCAAAGGAUCGCUCGCUACCCUCUUCUCCUCCAGACCAUCAUGAAACAUACAGACCCUGGGCACCCGGCCUACUCUCUCCUGGAGCAGACUGCCCACACCGCCAUAGCCCUCAACUGCAGGAUCAAUGAGUACAAACGCUUCCGAGAAGUUGCCGACAAAUAUAAGAAGACGGAGACCCUGACGAUAAGAGAUAAGAUAAAUCGGCUGAACAGCCACAGCAUCGCAAAGAAGACGGCCAGACUGAGCCAGUUCAUCAAGCAUGAGACGGGGAUUGCACCAAGGUUGGUUGAUGAGGAGUUUGAUGCCUUGGAGGGCUUUUUCUAUCUCCUUGAAAAUGGUAUCGCCGUGCUACAUGAAAAUGUGGAGACAUAUCUCAACCAUCUACAGAGAUUCCUUAGCUGUCGACCGGAGGAAUUUGAUCUUGACAUGGACGGUGAGAAGCCUGCUAUAUGCUACAAGGAAAUCACAACUGCAUUGAGACAAUGGAUACUUCCUACAUUUGAGAAGAGGGUGAGGACUUUGGUCCACAAGCCUCUCUGUGCCCUUCGAGAACUGCUGGUGGGGCCUCGUAACCUGAUCCGUAAGCGUCUGGACAAGCUGCUGGACUACGAGCUGAUCGAAGAGAAGCCAAGUCUGAGCUACGAUGAGCAGGCGGUGGCCAACACCUAUAAGACCAUCAACACGUUGCUCCUCAACGAGCUGCCCCAGUUCAAUGGCCUGGCCCUCACCCUGCUCUGGGGCAUGCUGGGGGCCUUCAGCUGCCUGCACAAGGACCUGGCUGCAGACAUGGAGCAGCUCUUCCAGGGCUUUGCCCAACAGCUCCCUCACAGUUCCCUGGAGCCUAAUGCAUUCUGGGAGUGGGCAGAGUGUUCGGUGCUGGAGGGUGCGAGUAGGCUGAAGAAUCUCUGUCGGAAUGUGGAGGACCAACUCAAUGCUCCCAUUGUCCAGCCUCUCAGCCCUCGGUCUCAGAAGCGUCUGAAGGUCCUGACAGAUAAGCAUGGCUCAGGCAAGAUCUACCAGCUGACGGGUCAUGUGGUGGGGACCAGAGACCUGGACCUGAGCCUGAACAGAGGAGAGCUGGUGGCCACCAUCAGUGAGAUGGACACACGGGGGGACAGACGACGCUGGCUGGUCGACGCAGGGGGUCCAAGAGGAUACGUCCCCUCCUCCAAACUGGUGCGUUACCACCAGGUAACCAUGGACCCUCCCCUGUCCCCUCAUCUGACAGUCACUACCAUGGAUUGUGCUGGGGGGGUCAGACGACACUCCUACACCCCUGACGUCAGGCGACACUCCUACUCCCCUGAUACACCCCAGCCCGUGAGGACUGUGUCAAUGACUGUGCCCUGCUUCCAGGUGUUCGCAGGCUAUGACUUCGCGGCGAGGAGCAGUCAUGAGGUCUCUCUGAGGGCGGGGGAACCAAUCAGAGUCCUGGAACCCCACGACAAGAGGGGAAGCCGUGACUGGAGCCUGGUGGAGGUGCGGGGACAGAGGGGGUAUGUGCCCUCCAACUACCUGGCAGUGGUGCCUACAUCUAUGUCGCCCACCACCCCCUACCACUAGGGUUGCCCCGGGCAACCAGCCAGUCCCAGCUAGACGCCACUCAACCAUCGCCGCUCACGCACCUCAUCUCAGCAGGAGAAGCACUCUCACUGAAGCCUACAUCUACAGGAGGGAGAGAGAUAGAGUGUGUGUGAUGGAUUGGAUGACAGGUGUGUGUGAAGUGGUGCACCAGGCAUUUUGCAUGUAGAGAGCUCCAAGCCCUCGACUGCAGCUCUUAUUAGAAGCAUGUAAGUGGGAGGCCGCUUCCAUCACCAGGAACCAGGGGUGGAAUACAGCUUUUUUCUAGAGAGAAUGACUGACAGGCAGGCAGGUAGCAAUGCCUCAGCACAGUGUGAGGAUGAAGGAGAGCAGGCAGUCUGUGGCAAGGGAAUAGGUCCUUGUGAAUAUUUUACCUACCUGACAAAGCUUCUCCACUGAGCGGAUCUUUCUCUCUCUCAACUGACGCUGGCAGUUAAACUGAUGGACAUAUGUACAGACCCCUGACUCCAUUUAUGUGAUGUACCACUUGCACCGUCAACAGUGAAUCUGCCACUGACAUUGACAGCAAUGCAAUUUAUGCUCAGACAAAAUAGUUUUAUGAUUUCUAGGAAGAAUGAGGUCGGCAUACUAAAACAUUAAUGCUAGAUUGCAUGAUCAAAUAAGAAGAGGGAGAGAGUGGAUGAGAUGACUUGUGUUCAAAUGGAUGAAGCGUAGCUAGUUUGAUUCCAGAUAUCAAAUGGCAGCAAACAUCUGUUAUUAAAGCAAUUACAUCAUUCGGUUGUUAUGGCUUUAAUAGCAUAGUACUUGUAGUGCCAGCGGCGCCUUCUCAUUGGUCCAAAUGUCAGGGCAGAGUGAGACGACAAGACAUUACGUGCUGCUGCUGUAUCUGGCCUGUCUGGUCUAGACAGAGGUAGAACUCUGUGUCUUCUCUGAGCUGGCCACAAGGGGGCAUAGCUCACCUAACAGAUGGCGUUGUAGGCUUUAGCGUCUUUAUUAUUACCUCAGUCAGUAUUGAUGCUAAUCUUCUGGUGGACGUUGCGCAAUCUAAACAUGUUCAUAUCUUAACAGUGUUGUGAUAUAUAAUUCAUUUGACUGUCAAUAUCUGCUUCAUAAUAUGAUCUAAUGAGAAUAUGUUUGCUCAGUAAGUCUACUGUCAGGGAUAAUCCAAUGUCAUGUUUUUUUAUUGUAUUUAUUUAUUUGUAUUUAUUCACCGCCAGCAGGCUUUUAUAAUGUGUUCUGAUGACAUGAGCUAUGAAAGAUGAAAUGACUCAGUAUAGCCAAAACCAGUUUGGAAGGGAGCACAGCUCUGCUCUGUUGGUGCAGCAGUGUCAUUGUUAUGCUGAUUGCUGCAGAAUAGUCUGGAUGAUUCAAAAUUCAAGCUGGGUAUGCAGCUUUUCAGAUAUUCACCUCCAUUUUACCAUGUUGGCUCAUAACAGGAUUUGUAUGCAGCUCUACAUUUUUGAUAUAUUUUAAGGAAAGACCACAUAGAUGGUGACCCAUUUUGAGAAAGCUAUUAUAACAUAGCUUUCACUAAGAGAGCACCAGAAUGGAGGGUAAUCAAGUGUAAAUGGACGUCAGGGCUUUUAGGGUUGCACUCAACCAAACAACGCUACUGCGUGACACGUGCUGUAUUCCAUAUGACAUCUAAACAUAUGUGUGGCGUAUUCCGCAUUUGUGGUUGUCACCUUGAUGCUAAGGACGGGUUGUCACCAGGGAUUUGAUGCAGUGACUCUCUGCAGCUACUGCUAGCCCUAGCAUGACAGAACCCUACGCAGCUCUAAAAAUACACUUUCUCUCAUUCAAUGGUUCUAUAAAUAGACCACUGUCCUUAUAAAAUCCCCUGUUGGACCCUUGUUCUCCCCCUGCUGGCCACUGUGGAAACAAGUUGUUUCUCCUUCCUACCUCCUCUGGGUGGUAAAUCCCAUAACACCAACUGUUAUACUACCUCCCUGCACGGCUCCCGGGCCGCUCUUGGCUUAAAAUCCAUAGAGGAGUAUACAGACAACAAUUAGGUUGGUUGUUGUUUCUGUCUUAGAGAAUUGGGCUCCUGACUGCGAGGGUAAUCCAGUGCUUUGCAGGCAAGGCUGAGACAAGGCGUCCAUGUUUCUGUUAGCCUCCGACUCCAGUCAGAGUGUGGAUCAGCUGCUCCAUAGUAACACUGUCUGUUUAUAUGGCUGCAGCCUCACAUUUAUGUGCUGGGCUGAAUUUAUUGUCCAUUUGUAGGGGGUCGCUGUGGCAGUCAAGGGAGAGAGCAUCUGCAUCUGGGUGCCGGGGGGUAUUUUUCCUGAAAGAGUCUCUCCCUCCUUCUCCCCCUCCGCCACCUCCCCUGACUUGUGAGGAAGUGUUGAAGCGCAGUGUGUAACGGGGCAGAUCCGUCAAAGCCACGCUGGACUGGCCACAGAAAUAGUAGCAGUGGGCUUGGCCUGGUUGCUUUAAGCCAGGGCUGUAUUUGGUAACCAUUUGGCACUGCUCCUGAUGCCUUAGCUUGGCUUCUUUAAGGCCCUCUCAGCUGGCCCUUUAAGGCCCUGUCUCUGGCAAAACCAAUUUAGUUUUAACAAUGGCUCAUCCCCUCUGCUGCUGGACUAGAAUGGGAGAGUCUCCCCUGCCUUGUAGCCACUGACUGGGGGUUUAGAAGAUAGGGGUGAGACUAAGGCGUGGACGGUGCAGGGUAGCGUGUGAGUGAGCCACGGCAGUCAAGCUUAACAGAUCUCCUUGUCGUCAGGAGGAUUGACUUGGCUGUUCCUAAUUCCAGGACAUCAGCUGUUUUCUGCUUUCUCCUUCAUGCUUCCAGCCCCUCUUUGAAUAAGACAUACAGAGAGAGAAGGUAUACAGUGCAUUUGGAAAGUAUUCAGACCCCUUGAC